Molecule: messenger RNA, 340 nt
Organism: Umbelopsis ramanniana AG
Lineage: Eukaryota; Fungi; Mucoromycota; Umbelopsidomycetes; Umbelopsidales; Umbelopsidaceae
Exons: 1
Coding region: 119-274 (51 amino acids)
Source: RefSeq, a predicted model, not a curated record
UCCCUUUUGUUUGGAACCAAGAGCAAGUUGAAGCUUUUUACCAGAAUCAAGCAGUUGCUAACCAGUCCUCCAAUCCUAUCCUUUCCUAAGGAAGACCAAGUCCAAAUUCUGUCAACUGAUGCUUCCAAUACUGGACUUGGUGCUGUGUUAUCUCAAAGUCCCAAUGGUCAAAUUUGCAAUAGUUUUGCAGACCACGUCCACCCGUCCGCUACCCCAGUAUAUAUAUCUCCACGCCAAUGCACCAAACAACGCCCCAACUUCUACCCGCAAGUGAGUACCUGUCUGUUUCUUUCGUUCAGAGCUCCCAUAGUUUCUUCAACAGGAGUGUAAGGAUCGAAAC